AUGGGUACCCAGCCUAAGACAGUGUUGCUCGGCAACCACGACAACCUUCUCAAAGAUCCAACACAGUGGAUGGUGGGUAUUGAGGUUUACUUGGGAGCCCUAUACGCAUUCACGGACACGGUGGACAAAAUAUCGGAACCCCUCACCAAGGAAGAAGACGAUAAAGUGUCCGAAUAUAUUACUAACGCAGAGGAACUCAUCGCCAGUACUACUAACAUGCUUCUUAAGUUGGAAAUGACCAAGGCUAGCCUAGCCUCUCAUAACCUUACAUUUUCAACAUAUACUGGAUCUCAUCCUCCUCCAGAAGUUCCUGCAGCAAAGAUAGAGCUGCCGAGGACUACCAAUACCAGAGUUCAACGGCAAAAGCUGGCAAUGGGAUAG
Molecule: messenger RNA, 381 nt
Organism: Necator americanus (New World hookworm)
Lineage: Eukaryota; Metazoa; Nematoda; Chromadorea; Rhabditida; Ancylostomatidae
Exons: 2
Coding region: 1-381 (126 amino acids)
Source: RefSeq, a predicted model, not a curated record